AUGACAAGAGAGUGGAGGAAAGGAACAUCAUUUAGAAAGUACAGCAGCAAGAUACACACACUGUGCCUCUGCCAUGGUUCCAAGGCCUACCACCUUCAGAAGUCAACCUGUGGUAAGUGUGGCUACCCUGCCAAGCGCAACAGAAAGUAUAAUUGGAAUGCCAAGGCUAAAAGAUGAAACACUGGAAUUGGUCGGGUAAAGUACCUAAAAACUAUACACUACAGAUUCAGGCACAGAUUCUGUGAAGAAUCAACACCUAAACCCAAGAGAGCAGCUGGUACGGUAUCUAGCUCAUCUUGA
Oryctolagus cuniculus (rabbit) is the source of this 300-nucleotide messenger RNA. The record is from RefSeq and is a predicted model, not a curated record. Lineage: Eukaryota; Metazoa; Chordata; Mammalia; Lagomorpha; Leporidae.